UUCUUCUUUUUUUUAUCUCUCCCUUUCUUUUGUUCCUCACUUUUUCUUAUUCUUCAUGUGAAUUUUAAAAAAGAGACUACAAUGUAUUCAAUGAAACAUAAGCAGUUUGGUAGAAUGCGUCCACUUGGUUUGCCUUUAAGUCCUUUGAAUGCUGGAUUUCUUCAAAGCCCACUUGAACAAAAGAUUCCAAUCCUUUGUGAUACUCUCUCAUUGAUUAAAAUACAGCAUCCAACAUUCACUGUUUGGCCAAGAUAUCCUGUCAAUGACUUCAUCUCCGAUCAGAUGAAACAAGUCGCUGCUGUUCCUUCGCCAUCAUCAUCAAGAUCUUUGAUUAUCCGUAGUCAAGUCAUGCAUUGUCCAAAAUUCAUUCUUCUCAUACCACUGGCCUUGACUUUCAUUCGUGUAACAUACCAUUAUGGAUCAGCCUCAUUAUCGCCUCAGAAGCGUCAUGCCACUUUUUUAUUCCAUAUGUUUGAAUAUCGUUGUGACUUGAAACAUCCGACUAUCAUGACCAUUCGACCUCUUCGCUUGAUUGAAUAUUUCGACAAUAAGCAAACUCAAUGUGUUGAUCAUAUUGAGUGUCAAGAAGAAGAGGAUUCUGGCUUUUAUUCGUCUUGCUCGGAAGACUCUCUUAUGGAAAAUCAUUCAGCCAUCUUGCCUAAAAAAGAGAGGUUCCUAUCUCCCGAGGAACUUGUACUAAUUGAAGAAGAUCUUGAAGAAAUACAAUAUCAAGCAUGUCAAGAAGAUCUAACUUGUUCUCAAGAAUUCGAAAUUGAUCUCUUGCAUCUUGUACAAGACACACUCAGUUAUAUUCAAGAAACAGGCGCUGUAUCAGAUCAAUUGAGCCAUCUCCAAACUAAAAUGUCUGAUUAUUAUGAUUGUAAAUAUAUGUAAAUUGGCUUAUAUACAAAUAAUUUAUUCAUGGCCUUGCAUUUGUUGAUAUUCUUUUUCUUUCUUUGAUUCUACUGCCACUCGUAAAAAUCCAUGCACUUUUUCUAUAGCAUCAAAACAGAGAUUAUGGCAUGAAAAAUACUAGGCCAAUGUGUUAAAUACCUACAAUAAGUCGCCUUUUUUUUUUUUUUUUUUUUUUUUUUUU
Molecule: messenger RNA, 1096 nt
Organism: Gilbertella persicaria
Lineage: Eukaryota; Fungi; Mucoromycota; Mucoromycetes; Mucorales; Choanephoraceae
Exons: 1
Coding region: 82-894 (270 amino acids)
Source: RefSeq, a predicted model, not a curated record